Lepidothrix coronata (blue-crowned manakin) is the source of this 5526-nucleotide messenger RNA. RefSeq names its product THO complex 2 (gene THOC2). Gene Ontology annotation, cellular component: THO complex part of transcription export complex. Gene Ontology annotation, biological process: mRNA export from nucleus; mRNA processing. Gene Ontology annotation, molecular function: mRNA binding. The record is from RefSeq and is a predicted model, not a curated record. Bases 85 to 4416 code for a protein of 1443 amino acids. The transcript has 33 exons. NCBI's taxonomy places the organism in Eukaryota, Metazoa, Chordata, Aves, Passeriformes, Pipridae.
CGCUGCUCUCGCGGCCCGUCCGUCCCCUCUGACCCGGCGCCGCCGCCGCCGCUCCAUCCGGGCCCUCGGCGCCUCUCGGGGAAGAUGGCGGCGCUGCUCCCGGGAGAGUGGAUAAAGAACUGGGAGAAAGGCGGCAAGAGCGAGUUUGUGCAGCUGUGUCGUGCUCUCAGCGAAAACAAAAACCAUGAUGUGGGUUUCAGAGAUAUCCAGCAGGCUUUGUAUGAGCUUGCAUACCACGUUGUCAGAGGAAACUUAAAGCAUGAUCAAGCUUCUAAUGUUCUUGGCGAUGUCAUAGAAUUUCGAGAAGACAUGCCUUCUAUCCUAGCUGAUGUAUUCUGCAUAUUAGACAUUGAAACAAGUUGUUUAGAGGAAAAAAAUAAGAGGGAUCAUUUUACACAACUGGUGUUGGCCUGUUUGUAUCUUGUAUCUGACACUGUCCUAAAGGAGCGUUUAGAUCCAGAGACGCUGGAGUCAUUGGGACUCAUCAAGCAGUCUCAACAGUUCAAUCAAAAGUCUGUUAAAAUAAAGACAAAACUAUUUUAUAAGCAACAGAAGUUUAAUUUGCUAAGAGAGGAGAACGAAGGUUAUGCAAAGCUCAUUGCAGAACUGGGUCAAGACUUAUCUGGAAAUAUCACUAGUGAUUUAAUCCUUGAAAAUAUCAAAUCUUUAAUAGGAUGUUUCAACCUUGAUCCUAACAGAGUUUUGGAUAUUAUCCUAGAAGUCUAUGAGUGCAGGCCUGAGUAUGAUGACUUCUUUGUACCACUGAUUGAGUCUUACAUGUACAUGUGUGAACCUCAAACUCUAUGCCAUAUCCUUGGGUUCAAAUUCAAAUUUUAUCAGGAUCCGAGUGGUGAGACACCUUCCUCCUUAUACAGAGUUGCUGCUGUCCUUUUGCAACAUAAUCUCAUAGAGUUGGAAGAUCUUUAUGUUCAUCUUCUGCCAGGGGAUAAUGCCAUCAUGGAGGAACACAAGCGAGAGAUAGUGGAAGCUAAACAAAUUGUCAGAAAACUUACAAUGGUUGUCUUGUCAUCUGAAAAGACUGAGGAAAAGGAGAAAGAAAAGGAGAAAGAGGAGGAGAAAACCGAAAAGCCUCCUGAUAAUCAAAAGCUUGGCUUAUUGGAAGCCUUAUUAAAAAUUGGUGAUUGGCACCAUGCACAAAGUAUUAUGGAUCAGAUGCCUCCCUUUUACACUACUUCGCACAAGCCGAUCGCGGUUGCCCUUUGCCAGCUCGUCCAUGUGACAAUUGAGCCUCUGUACCGCAGAGUUGGUGUACCUAAAGGAGCUAAAGGGUCACCGAUUUCUUCUUUGCCAAACCAGAGAGCACCAAAACAAGCAGAGAGCUUUGAGGAAUUGAGAAAGGAAGUGUUCAACAUGCUUUGUUACCUUGGUCCUCAUCUGUCCCAUGAUCCCAUUUUGUUUGCAAAAGUAGUGCGCCUUGGAAAAGCAUUUAUGAAAGAGGUUGGAACUGUGAAGAAAUUCGUCAGUGACAGAGUGGUUAAGUUUCAGUCUGAUGGAAGCAAACAAGAAGAUAAAGAGAAAAUGGAGACGCUGUUCAGCUGUUUGUUGAGUAUCACCGAUCAAGUCUUGCUUCCAUCCCUUUCUUUGAUGGACUGCAAUGCAUGCAUGUCUGAGGAAUUAUGGGGGAUGUUCAAAACUUUUCCAUACCAGUACAGGUACCGCCUUUACGGGCAAUGGAAGAACGAAACGUACAACAGUCACCCACUCCUGGUGAAAGUUAAAGCUCAAACCAUAGACCGAGCCAAGUAUAUCAUGAAGCGUUUAACUAAGGAAAAUGUGAAACCCUCUGGGAGACAAAUUGGGAAGCUCAGCCACAGCAAUCCUACAAUUUUAUUUGAUUAUAUCUUAUCACAAAUACAAAAAUACGAUAACUUAAUAACUCCGGUCGUUGAUUCAUUGAAAUACCUCACUUCACUGAACUACGAUGUCUUGGCUUAUUGUAUCAUUGAAGCACUGGCAAACCCUGAAAAGGAGAGAAUGAAGCACGAUGACACUACGAUCUCGAGCUGGCUGCAGAGUCUGGCAAGCUUUUGUGGUGCAGUUUUCCGAAAAUACCCAAUUGAACUUGCUGGUCUACUGCAGUAUGUAGCCAACCAACUGAAAGCUGGGAAAAGCUUCGAUUUGCUUAUUUUAAAAGAAGUUGUACAGAAAAUGGCAGGGAUAGAAAUUACUGAAGAAAUGACAAUGGAACAGUUGGAAGCCAUGACUGGUGGAGAACAACUGAAGGCUGAGGGUGGAUACUUUGGCCAAAUCAGGAAUACAAAGAAAUCAUCUCAGAGAUUGAAAGAUGCAUUAUUGGACCAUGAUCUUGCCCUCCCACUGUGCCUACUUAUGGCUCAGCAGAGAAAUGGUGUGAUCUUUCAAGAGGGAGGGGAAAAACAUCUGAAACUGGUGGGAAAGCUGUAUGAUCAGUGCCAUGACACCCUGGUACAAUUUGGUGGGUUUUUAGCAUCCAACCUAAGCACAGAGGAUUACAUUAAGCGAGUGCCUUCUAUCGAUGUUCUGUGUAACGAGUUUCACACGCCUCACGAUGCUGCGUUUUUCCUCUCAAGACCCAUGUAUGCACACCACAUUUCAUCAAAGUAUGAUGAACUAAAAAAAGCAGAGAAGGGAAAUAAACAGCAGCACAAAGUUCACAAAUAUAUUACAUCGUGUGAGCUGGUGAUGGCUCCUGUUCAUGAAGCUGUGAUUUCUCUGCACCUCCCCAAAGUUUGGGAUGACAUCAGCCCUCAGUUUUAUGCCACAUUCUGGUCUUUGACAAUGUAUGACCUUGCCGUCCCACAUAGCAGCUAUGACAGAGAAGUCAAUAAACUUAAAGUCCAGAUGAAAGCCAUAGAUGACAAUCAGGAAAUGCCUCCAAAUAAAAAGAAAAAAGAAAAGGAACGUUGCACAGCUCUGCAGGACAAGCUCCUUGAAGAGGAGAAGAAGCAGUUGGAGCAUGUGCAGAGAGUUCUACAGAGACUGAAACUAGAGAAAGAUAACUGGCUUCUGGCAAAAUCUACCAAAAAUGAGACUAUCACCAAAUUUUUGCAGUUGUGCAUAUUUCCCCGGUGCAUUUUUUCGGCAAUUGAUGCAGUUUACUGUGCUCACUUUGUUGAACUGGUGCAUCAGCAGAAAACACCCAACUUCUCCACACUUCUCUGCUAUGACCGAGUUUUCUCUGAUAUUAUAUAUACAGUUGCAAGUUGCACUGAAAAUGAAGCCAGUAGAUAUGGCAGGUUUUUAUGCUGUAUGCUGGAAACCGUGACUAGAUGGCACAGUGACAGAGUCAUAUAUGAAAAGGAAUGUGGCAACUAUCCAGGCUUCCUGACUAUAUUACGGGCAACUGGAUUUGAUGGUGGAAAUAAGGCUGAUCAAUUGGAUUAUGAGAAUUUUAGACAUGUGGUACACAAAUGGCACUAUAAAUUAACUAAGGCUUCUGUGCACUGCCUGGAAACGGGUGAAUAUACACAUAUCAGAAACAUCCUGAUUGUGCUGACCAAAAUCCUUCCAUGGUAUCCAAAAGUGCUGAACCUGGGUCAAGCCUUGGAAAGAAGAGUACACAAGAUAUGUCAGGAAGAGAAAGAGAAGAGACCUGAUCUAUAUGCAUUGGCUAUGGGCUAUUCUGGACAGUUGAAAAGUAGGAAGCCUUUCAUGAUACCUGAAAAUGAAUUUCACCACAAAGACCCACCUGCCAGGAAUGCUGUACCUGCAACAGUACAAAAUGGGCCAGGUGGUGCUGGGAUGCCAACGUCUCUCACAAUAAAUACAGUUAGACUGGAAGAGGGCACUACUGAGGAGACUGAUAAACUGAAGGAGAAGUCUCAGGGUGUGGUGAAAGUUAUUAAUAAAACUGUCAACGCUACACCAAAAGUGACAACAAGCAAUGGAAAUAGUGCAUCUAAUAGCAAAAUUAUUAAAGAGAAAGAUGAUAAAGAAAAAAGCGGGAAGGAAAAAGAUAAAGAAAAAAAAGACAAGACUCCAGCUGCCACUCCGGAGAUGAAGGCACUUGGGAAGGAUGGGAAAGAUAAACCGAAGGAAGAACGGGCAAACAAAGAGGAGAAAGCAAGAGAGAUCAAGGAGAAAACGCCGAAAUCUGACAAAGAGAAGGAAAAAGUCAAGAAAGAAGAAAAAGCUUCAAAAGAAGAAAAAUCCAAGACGGUUGUUACCAUCAUUGAGUCAAAGUCAGCUGCAGAAAAGGAGAGAGAAAAGGAGCCGUCCAGAGAAAGAGAUUUGGCGAAGGAAAUGAAAUCCAAGGAAAAUGCUAAAGGAGGAGAAAAGGUGCCAGUAGCUGGGUCCUUGAAGUCACCUGUUCCCCGAUCAGAAACAUCAGAAUCUGAAAGGGAACAAAAACGCCGCAAAGUUGAUACACAUUCUUCUCCAUCACAUUCCUCAACAGUAAAGGUUAGUAUAGCCUGAGGAAGGCAGCACCCAUGUUAGGCUCACGAGUUUGGGAUGCCAGUAUUCGACUUCCUUCAAGUUUUGUGCCAAGUAUACACUGGAACCACUGGAGGUUUUUUGUUGCAUUAGAAAAUGCAUUCCUUUUCUUUAUUGGCGGACUGUCUUUUUUCUAUAAAAAUAUUUUUUAAUUAACCAAAAUAAUGCUUCAAGGACCUAGCACAAAUUUUGUAAAAUAGUGUUUGGAAAUUGCAAGAGAAUUUUUACACAGAAGUGCCUCAUUGCUUUAAGCAGUCAGUUUUUUUGGAGUGCAAUGGUAGCUACAAGCAAAUGAGUCUUUGCAACAGAGUGGAGCAUAUUUUUCUGCACUUCUAUUGAAGAAUCUGUAGCACUGAAGAUUCCUGGAUGAUACGGGAUGUGCGAUACCUCUGAAUUCAUCAGGCUUCUUGAUGAGCAUCAUACCGAUAUGUGCCUUCUAAGGAGGAGUCUUGAAAGGAGUUCCAUUUUAAAGUCUCCUUGGUGAUCAGUUCUCCUGUAGUUGUGUAUAUUCAGUGCGCAUGCAGCUUCUGUUGUACCUUCCCUUCGAGGUUUGUUUAUUUCCAAUGGGUUCCCACCAUGUUGAGCCCUGCGUUACGAUAAAACCAGAUGUGGCAACCAAGCCUCCUACCCAGCAAAGAGAAACCCCAAGCAUUCAAGCGCAGCACAAAACCAUGGGCGUAGCCUACUUGAAGACUCAGGGUAGCCAUUCCUUGCUCCAUAUUUAUAUUAUUUCUAAACCAUCUAUGUUCAUGGAAUCUUUGAAUUUGCAGUACGUUGAACAUUUAAAACUGUAAGUUACUAAUACUUCAUCAAGAGCACUGUGAUGGAUUAUGUGGGUCUUUAAACUUCACCAUCUUACCAACUCUAGAACAACCUCUUCUUUUUUUUUUUUUUUUCUGUUUUUUUUCAAAGAGUACAUCUUUUUCUGUGUAAGAUUUACUUGAAAGAUUUAGCUUAAUUUUGGAAAACUCGAAUAGCUUUUACUAGUUUCGAGGAAACAGGUGACAGUGAUAACUACUCAUAAUGAUCAAGUUUUUCGUAAAUGGCAGCGUAAAGUCAUUCUAGAGUGACUUCUACCACAUUUAACUGGAA